This is a messenger RNA of Hippocampus comes (tiger tail seahorse), 512 nucleotides long. Its product is annotated as methionine-R-sulfoxide reductase B3-like. Gene Ontology annotation, cellular component: cytoplasm. The coding region runs from base 38 to 325 and encodes 95 amino acids. Gene Ontology annotation, biological process: response to oxidative stress; protein repair. The transcript is spliced from 2 exons. Gene Ontology annotation, molecular function: peptide-methionine (R)-S-oxide reductase activity. Lineage: Eukaryota; Metazoa; Chordata; Actinopteri; Syngnathiformes; Syngnathidae. The record is from RefSeq and is a predicted model, not a curated record.
UUACGUGUGGAGAGCCGCAACAUGACUUUCCCCAUUCAUGACACGUGCAGGUUGGCCUUCCUUUUUUGACCUUCUGAAAGAGGAGUCCAUCGAUGUGUCAGAUGAUUUCUCCUACGGGAUGCACAGAGUGGAGACCACCUGUGGCCAGUGCGGAGCCCAUCUUGGACACCUGUUUGAUGACGGUCCAAAGCCCAGUGGAAAACGUUACUGCAUCAACUCGGCCUCGCUGUCUUUCCAACCCAAAGAUGCGGAUGGGGCCUCUGGCUCCGCCUCCACAGGGGCCACCACAGAGUCCUCGAUAUCCGAGGAAAGGACGGAACUAUAAGAACCCAGCAAAGCUCCUAUCUAGUGUGUGUUUGAGUCAACGGUUGCAUCAACUUAUUAUACUUAAAUCAAUUCACAAUUUUGAGCUAUAUUGGUAAAAGCAAGGCACACAAAAUCUUUUCACAUUCAUAUAAGACUGACCAAAACUAUGACACUCAUAUUCACCAAUAGGAAAUGUACUCACAGAU